Copidosoma floridanum is the source of this 1786-nucleotide messenger RNA. RefSeq names its product Phosphatidylglycerophosphate synthase 1 (gene PGS1). Gene Ontology annotation, cellular component: mitochondrion. The record is from RefSeq and is a predicted model, not a curated record. NCBI's taxonomy places the organism in Eukaryota, Metazoa, Arthropoda, Insecta, Hymenoptera, Encyrtidae. Gene Ontology annotation, biological process: cardiolipin biosynthetic process. Gene Ontology annotation, molecular function: CDP-diacylglycerol-glycerol-3-phosphate 3-phosphatidyltransferase activity.
UCGGAGUUACAUCAAUCGUAGUGUAAACGAUUUUAUAUUUUUAAUUUAAUUUACACGCUGUCAGAAACGGGAAAACAGAAAAAUACCCUCUUUGGCAUUAGAUUUUCUGACUCCAAACAAUCAAUGUGACUAUAUCAAUGCGAAAUAUUUCGUCAGCAGCCUUUUAAUACCCAAGAUAACUGUUUGUUGAGAAUUAUCCAGUUCAAAAUGCCAACCGUAGUGUUGGAAGACGAAAAAAUCGCAGAUUGCAGUACCGUGGAGUUGGAACUAGAAGGCGAUUGUCUCACUUGGCUGUACAAAGUUGCGCCCGCCUUUCCUGUCAAGGGAUCCAAGGUUAGAAUCAUUCACGAGCCAAGAGACUUUUACUCUACUCUGUUGGAAAAAUGUAAAACCGCAAGAUCAAGAAUAACUAUCGCCUCGUUGUACUUGGGGACUGGACAGAUGGAGGCAGAGUUGGUGAAAGGUAUGAAAGAAGCAAUAGAAUCUAAUGGUGGAAAUCUUCAAGUCAACAUACUCCUAGAUUACAUGAGAGGGUCGAGAGGGCAAAAUAACUCGAAAGAGAUGUUGAUGCCACUACUCAGAGGGGAGUUUGGACACUGCUGUCGCGUCUUUCUCUACCAUACCCCUAGGUUGCGAGGUUUUUUGAAAAAGCUCAUACCAAAUAGGUUUAACGAAUUGGUGGGGUUGCAACACAUGAAGCUUUACAUAUUUGAUAACACUUUUAUUAUCAGUGGAGCAAAUUUGAGUAAUGAUUAUUUUAGUAACAGGCAAGAUAGGUACUUUAUGAUUGAAGACUGUGAAGAGCUUUGUGAUUUUUACCAUAGUCUAGUUAAGAAAGUAUCAGAAUUCAGUUUUGAAUUGCAAGCUGAUGGUGAAACUCGAUUCAAUGAUAAAAUUGACAUACAUCCCUUCAAAAGUUCGGUCGAAAAAUUUUCCAAGGAAAGCUCCGAAAUAAUACACGAUUUCUUUCAGAAUCAAAUAGACAGGAGGUUUGAUUUAUGCAAAAAAGAACCUACGAAAGCAGAUACAUGGGUGUUUCCAUUGAUACAGAUGGCUCAGUUAAAAGUGAGGCAUGACAGUGAAAUAACGUUGAGGCUUUUCGAAACUGCUCCUGUAGGAGCCACGUUGAAACUAGCGACGGGAUAUUUUAAUUUAACUUCUGAAUAUCGAAACGCAUUGGUGAAUUCGUGUAGAGCAAAUUGUCACGUGUUAACGGCUCAUCCCAGGGCAAAUGGAUUUUUCGGGGCCAGAGGUAUCGCAGGCGGAAUACCGGCAGCUUAUACGAAAAUUGAAAAAUCAUUUUUUGAAUUUUGUGAAAAAAGAGGACAAAGCGACAGAAUCAAAUUGUGGGAAUUUUCAAGGCCUGGUUGGACGUACCACGCCAAAGGUCUUUGGUAUUCGAUGCCGGGCCAACAAAAGCCUUCAUUCACUCUGGUAGGCUCUCCAAAUUUUGGGUAUAGAUCUGUCGAAAGGGACCUGGAAACUCAAAUUGCAGUUGCAACAAGGAAUACAGAGUUACAAGAGUCAUUGCAAAAAGAGUGCGAUCGGCUUUUCAGCCGCGCCUUACCAGUGACAAAGCGAACGUUUAUAGAAAAAGAAAGAAUACCACCAGCAUGGGUUCGAGUAGCGGUGUUCUUUUUUCGUUAUUACUUUUGAAUUGCCUUCUGACUACUUAUUUCGAUAAAAUAAAUCGCACAUCCACUAAGUUACUUGACAAUUAUAAUAAUUUAUAGUCCUAAACCAAAUAAAGUAUUAGUCAUUUUAUACUCUUACUUGUCGAAUUUUU